UUUCGCUUUGUGCCUAUUCCUUUCUGGAGAAUUAAGAUUAUAGAUUGGAGCAUAGAGCAAAGUAAUAAAUAUACUUAAUUUAAAUGAAGAACGAGUUGAACGCUCGAUAAGCGGUACGAGAAGUGAACAUUAGAAUAUUGUGCGCAGCGGGUUAACUCAUUAAUAUUCUAAAUUGUGAUGAAAGCGGAGUGCAGCGAGAGCAGAGCAAAUCUAACUGAAAUGCCUCCAGUAGAUAGGACCUCGGAAUCUUCUCACCUGGUUCCACCGAGUAAUACCCCGAGGCCAAGUUAUUUAAACCUUGUCAGUAACAUAUGUGCAUUAAUUUUUAUUGGAAUAAUACUUUACUGUUGCUUCAAGGAUGGCGCAACCCUUUUCUCAUUCCAUCCCACGUUAAUGGCUCUAGGGUGGUUAAUUCUGAUGACUUCCGCAAUAAACGCUGUCACUCCAGGAGAUUUAGCUACAGAGUGGAUGCCAAUCAGGCUACGAAGUGCUCGCCACUGGGUUCUUCAAUUACUAGCAGGUUUCAUCAUUUUAGUUGGAUUUCUAGUCAUACUUACAAAUAAAAUUAUUAAUGACAAAUAUCAUUUUCAAAGCCUACAUGCUAAAUUUGGUUUGGCUGCUUUAGUAUUUGUUUGUUUCACUAGUUUUGGUGGCCUAGGUGCACUUUACAGUCUUAAAAUAAAAGACUAUAUAGCUCCUAUCUAUAUGAAAUUACUCCAUGCAUCUGUCGGUCUGGUUACAUUUUGUUUGGGUACUAUAACAAUCAUACUUGGAAAUUUCUCUAAAUGGUGGUCUUUUGGUGAAGUUUUGAAAUACACAUGUCUUAUGCUAGUUCUCAUCAUAAUGACCUUGACUGUAUUACGUCCAUGCCUUAAGGUUUAUUUUCGCUUGAAGGAGAGACUUGGCUACUCAAAUAACUAACUUCAUAUUAUAAAACGAGGCAAAUAUUACAAAAACCCUAGCUUUUUGCAAAACCUUCCAUGUGCUAUUUUUGCAAUAUCUGUUUUUAUUGAAAUUUUAAAAAGAUGCUAAGAAUAAAUAUUCUCAAGGUAUUUUAUAUGUGUACAAAUACAACAUUGUGUAACAAGAAAUAAAUAUUUUAUUGAUUGUUUUCCAAUAAAGGCACAGAA
Pararge aegeria (speckled wood butterfly) is the source of this 1130-nucleotide messenger RNA. RefSeq names its product cytochrome b561 domain-containing protein 2-like. Bases 178 to 921 code for a protein of 247 amino acids. The transcript is spliced from 2 exons. NCBI's taxonomy places the organism in Eukaryota, Metazoa, Arthropoda, Insecta, Lepidoptera, Nymphalidae. The record is from RefSeq and is a predicted model, not a curated record. Gene Ontology annotation, molecular function: transmembrane monodehydroascorbate reductase activity.